Molecule: messenger RNA, 243 nt
Organism: Amoebophrya sp. A120
Lineage: Eukaryota; Dinophyceae; Syndiniales; Amoebophryaceae
Source: the annotation of a GenBank genome assembly
UGUUGGAGCAAUGCCCGUCGCAAGUUGGCUCUGCGGCUUGGCGCCCCCGCUACCGUUCGCCCAGCAUCAUGUGAUACCCCGCUCGCCUCGAGAACAUCGCCUGUCGUUUCUAUCUACCUGUCAGUCGCCGACCUUUGCCCGAGGCAUGGCACUGACCACUUGCGCUUGCUCCUUCUUCCCAUUGUGACUAGUAGGGGUGGACUGCUUUUCACAACCCCGCUUUAAUUAUUACGUCGUGGACGU